This is a messenger RNA of Mesoplodon densirostris (Blainville's beaked whale), 429 nucleotides long. RefSeq names its product SHC binding and spindle associated 1 like (gene SHCBP1L). The record is from RefSeq and is a predicted model, not a curated record. The coding region runs from base 1 to 429 and encodes 142 amino acids. NCBI's taxonomy places the organism in Eukaryota, Metazoa, Chordata, Mammalia, Artiodactyla, Ziphiidae. The transcript has 2 exons.
AUGGCGUCGGGAUCCAGAGCCACGGUGCCUGAAGACUCGGUCCGAACCGUCAGCCCCGGCCGGCGAGGCAAGAAGGCUGUCUCCGCGCUCACCGGGGACUCAGUGGAGGCGGGGACCCUGAAAAGCGCCGCGUCUGCUGUGCGGUCAGUGGUGGCCUCCCCUCGCCCCGUGAAGCGGAAAGCCCACCGGGAGGCGGCCCAGAGGCGGCCCCAGCUCCUGCCGGGCUCUCAGGACGACGGUCGGGGACAGGGGCCUGAGGAGGAGGAAGAAGAGCCCCUUCUGUCAGUGCCGGAGGAGGAUGACGAGAAGGCGCAGCCACUGCCCCCAGUCUGCGCGUCCCCCAUGAGGGGGAUGUGGCGGGAGGAGAAGGUGGCGCUGUAUUGCGACGAGGUGCUGCAGGGCUGCAAGAAGAUGCUGAUGAUGCUAUGA